This is a messenger RNA of Pestalotiopsis fici W106-1, 1494 nucleotides long. RefSeq lists its product as uncharacterized. The transcript has 4 exons. Lineage: Eukaryota; Fungi; Ascomycota; Sordariomycetes; Amphisphaeriales; Sporocadaceae. Gene Ontology annotation, biological process: allantoate transport; dipeptide transport; transmembrane transport. The record is from RefSeq and is a predicted model, not a curated record. Gene Ontology annotation, cellular component: plasma membrane. The coding region runs from base 1 to 1494 and encodes 497 amino acids. Gene Ontology annotation, molecular function: dipeptide transmembrane transporter activity; allantoate transmembrane transporter activity.
AUGUCUGCCACAAACCCUGAUAAGUGUAUUGGCGAGCAUGUCGAAAAGACUGAACCGAUAGUCAAGGACGACACUAUCCCCUUGCGCCAUGGAAUCGACUCAGAUGAGGAGAGAGCCGUGGUCAAGAAACUCGACAGAGUCAUCAUGCCUCUCAUGGCGCUGGUGUAUUUUUUCCAGUAUCUCGAUAAGCAGAGCAUCAACUACGCGUCCGUUUUUGGAAUUUCGCAAGAUUUGGAUCUCAUCAGUGGCGAGUUUUCAUGGGCCAUUUCCCUCUUCUAUUUUGGGCAGCUGGUCUCGGAAUAUCCGGCUGCCUACCUGAUGAGCCGAUUUCCCGUGGUCAGAUUCGUCGGUAUCUGCAUAAUUCUUUUGGGCAUUGUGGCUGGAUGUCUCGGCGCAACUCAAAAUUUUACUGGUCUUGGAGCAGUUCGCUUCUUACUCGGAUUUACAGAAGGAGCCGUUGCACCUUCUUUCAUGAUCAUCACAAGCACUUGGUAUAAACGGGAAGAGAACCCAAUUCGUGUAGCGGUUUGGGUCUGUAUGUUUGGUGUCUCUCAGGUGGCAGGCGGGCUACUGAUGUAUGGCAUUGGUUUAUCCCACAUGUCAAUUUCUACAUGGCGCGUCAUGUUCAUCGUGUGUGGCGGCUUGACUGUGGUCUCUGGUAUACUAUUCCUUGUCUUUAUGCCACUUGGGCCAUCAACUGCAUGGUUUCUAAAAGAACACGAACGGAAGCUCGCAGUUGAGCGUCUGGCAUGGGAUCGAGCCACCAGGGACAGGUCAGAAAUCAAUUGGAACCAAGUAAAGGAGGCGCUCACAGAUCCUCGGACUUUAUUAUAUGGCUUCAUGGCCUUAUUUAUUACGAUCCCGACACCCAUAGUCAAGUUCUCUUCAAAAGUCAUUAGCGGUUUUGGAUACACGCCCCUUCAAACUAUGCUCAUCGGUCUACCGUCUGGUGGUGUCUCGUUCAUUCUUAUCUGGAUCGGAGCACUUGGCCCUCUUUACAUCAAAAACUCACGAUGCCUUUUUGGCACUUUCCUUGCCAUGAUGCCCAUGAUUGGAAGCAUCCUGUUGUUGGUUAUUCCCAGCAGUCAUCCUUGGGGUAUAGUCGCUGGUACCUGGCUGGCAGGAUCGACGGCACCACCGGUGGGCCAAGCCAUUGCUCUAAUGGGCGCAAAUGUCAAAGGAAAUACAAAGAAAUCCGUCGUGGGCGCAGUGUUCUUCAUCUUCUACUCGGCCGGAUGUAUUGCAGGUCCGCAAUUGUGGCAGGAUAAAGAUGCUCCACGAUAUACAAAAGGGUGUACCAGCAGCAUCGCUAGCUGGACUUGCCUCAUCGUCACUAUGGUGAUCUUCUACCUAAGUGGUAAAAAUAGCAACCGCAAGAGGGAGGCAGUAUUUCGAGCACAAGGAGCUGCUGGCGUAGCCGUCGAUCUGGCCAGUGUUCCUGUUGAUUCAGAUGAAACUGAACGCGAGGAUCUGCACUUUAGAUACUCCUUAUAA